UAUGCGUUAAUGCAAAUAUUGAACCGCCUCACUUUCUUCCAAAGAAGAAGAAGAAGAAAGGAGAAAAGAAAAAAGAAAAAGAGAGAGAGAGAGAAAAUAUAUGCGUUAGGGUAAAAUCGAGAGGCCGAAGCCCAGCCGCCGUCGCCUCCUUACAUUUUUGUGGAAGCUCGGCGGAGCAUACUGAAACCAGUCGCCGGAGUUAGUCCGAGCUAAUCAGAGCAACCAACCAUGAGGCCGAUUCUGAUGAAGGGUCACGAGAGGCCCCUGACGUUCCUCAAGUACAACGGGGAGGGCGAUCUCCUCUUCUCCUGCGCCAAGGACCACAACCCCACCGUCUGGUUCGCUGACAACGGCGAGCGCCUCGGCACCUACCGCGGCCACAAUGGUGCCGUCUGGUGUUGCGAUGUUUCCAGGGACUCGAUGAGGCUGAUCACAGGCAGUGCCGAUCAGACGGUGAAGCUGUGGAGUGUGCAGUCCGGCACCCAGUUGUUUACUUUCAAUUUCGAUUCCCCGGCGAGGUCGGUCGACUUCUCUGUUGGUGAUAAGCUCGCCCUGAUCACCACCGAUCCCUUCAUGGGCCUCACUUCUGCUAUCCAUGUGAAGCGCAUUGCCAGAGAUCCUAAUGAUCAAACUGCUGAAUCCGUCCUCGUCAUUAGGGGGCCACAGGGAAGAAUUAACAGAGCUGUUUGGGGACCCCUCAAUAAGACUAUUAUAAGUGCUGGUGAAGAUUCUAUUAUUCGCAUUUGGGAUUCUGAGACAGGAAAGUUACUAAUGGAAUCUGACAAGGAAACUGGGCAUAAGAAGGCGAUUACAUCACUCGCAAAAUCUGAUGACGGGUCACAUUUCCUCACUGGUUCCCAUGACAAGUCUGCCAAGCUCUGGGACACUAGAACGCUCACUCUUAUCAAGACUUAUGUGACUGAGAGACCAGUUAAUGCUGUCGCGAUGUCUCCACUUCUUGAUCAUGUGGUGCUUGGUGGGGGUCAAGAUGCAUCAGCAGUCACAACAACUGAUCACCGUGCAGGGAAGUUCGAGGCAAAGUUCUUUGACAAGAUCCUUCAAGAAGAAAUCGGAGGUGUCAAAGGACACUUUGGGCCCAUCAAUGCUCUAGCCUUUAACCCUGAUGGCAAAAGCUUCUCAAGUGGAGGGGAAGAUGGUUAUGUGAGGUUGCACCAUUUUGACCCAGAUUACUUCAAUAUCAAGAUUUAGAAGCAGACUAUCAUCGACCCACUCUUUGAUGGAGACCGGAAGUGCUAGAAAGUUCUGCAGUCUUAUCCUGAUCCGCAUAACUUUCUUGGUAGCGCUAGCGCUCGGCUAUUUGUUCUCAAAUUUAGUGUUAAAAUUUUUGGCGGGCAUAGUUUUUUGUCAUUUGUUUUUUGUUACUCUGGCUCGGCUUUCGAGUCAAUACUCACUGAACAUGAUAAGUUAUCAGAUGGAGAGGCUGAGAUUUGAUGAAACAGCUCUCAAAAGAAAGCAAGUUUGUCUCAUAAUCCUUAAAAUCUUUUUUUUUGAUGAA
Punica granatum (pomegranate) is the source of this 1516-nucleotide messenger RNA. NCBI's taxonomy places the organism in Eukaryota, Viridiplantae, Streptophyta, Magnoliopsida, Myrtales, Lythraceae. The record is from RefSeq and is a predicted model, not a curated record.